Molecule: messenger RNA, 1629 nt
Organism: Folsomia candida
Lineage: Eukaryota; Metazoa; Arthropoda; Collembola; Entomobryomorpha; Isotomidae
Product: protein odr-4 homolog
Exons: 5
Coding region: 102-1403 (433 amino acids)
Biological process (GO): intracellular protein localization
Cellular component (GO): endomembrane system
Source: RefSeq, a predicted model, not a curated record
GAUAUUUGUUGUUGACACUGACAGGCUGACUCCUGCUGCUUUCACUUUUUGCAAAUUCUGUUUCUGUUUUGUUUCGGCUAAACAUUCAUUUUUAGCUAAUUAUGCAUAUCCAGAUUGACCCUGCAGUUCGUGACUUUCUCGAAUCGAGGGAUGUCUCGUCCCCGUCAGUGGGGUUAAUCGUUGGCGUGUACCCCGAAAACCCGACCACCACGCCGGUGAAAGUCCUCCAUCUCGCCCAAACCAACCCUGCCGAGCCAUCAGACACACCCCCGACAAUCGCCACACUUGCGACCUCUCUUCUUACCCACCACACCCGUUCCCUCCUCAGAAUGCUCCCCGGUGGGAUGAAUAUUCUUGGAAUUUACUCAACAUCCUCUGAAAUAAGUUCAACUCCUCCAAAAGCAUUGUUAAAUUCUCUCACAAAAAAUCUAUCCACAAAAUUUUCUGCGUAUCAACCAUUCAUCGACCCUGAGGUGUACUUGCAAUUUGAUGGAAAGAAAUUUGACGUGAUUACGCUGGACAAGGAUGGCAAUAAAACGCUAAAAUUAGAUGUCGUGUUUAAGGAGUGUGUCUUAUCCAAGGUGCAAGUUGAUUUCUGGCUAAGUGGAGUGGGGGUACAACAAUACGAUGGGAGAGGGGACAAGGGUGCGUUUUUCGAGGUGAAGGAAGGCGUUGAGAGAGUAGUGGAAGUGUGGAAGGACUGUCUUCAAGAUUCCGACACAAUUAUGACACUCUUUGAUGGUAAUCUCGCCUCGACAAGUACACGUUAUGUGGAAUCUGCUCCAGUCUCUAUUCUUGUUGCGAAACUUCCUACGUACUUUCUGGAGAAGGGGAAGGGUCGAGAUAACAGGGACUUCAUUAACCAUCUCCAUUUAAGAGGGAAGAUGCACUUGAUUGCAUAUGUUAAUGAGGGAGAAAGUACGAAAAGGGCAGAGAUGGCAACACAUGUCGACCUUCUCCGUUCCUUAUCAGCCCGGUUACAACUCCAUUGCGAAUCACUUAUUGAGGAAGAUUCCAACAUUGAGGCGAGUCAGGGAUUAGAAAAAGUAGUUCAUGAACUACCACGACGAGUCUUUGUGAAACUGAGCAAGGAGGAGAUUUACGUAUGUGAUUAUCUAUUCCCUGGUGAAGGACCAAGGGAUUGCUUAGAGAGCUUUGGUCAAGUUUUGGGUGAAAAGUAUGGGGUUUUAGAGGAAGAGGAAGUUGUUGAUGGUUGGGAAGGUGUCGGAGAUAUGGAAAGUAUUGGAUCACGAAAUGAACAUGGAUCAUCCAUGGAACAAUUGGCAGAUUCUAUUAGUUCUAUGCAAAAGAAAAGCAAUGAAAAUUCUGGUCUGGUUUGGUUUGGAGUAGUCCUUGCGGUGUUGAUUGGAUUGAUUGCAAUUUUUGUGAUGGGGUGGAAAUGAGCUAAAAUUAUAAAUUCAGUGCAAUUUGUAUUUCGUAAAUACGUUAUUUUGGGAGGUAAACAACAUUUUUAUUUACAAUUACAAUUUGUAAUAAUUAUAUAUUUAUUUGUUGAAUUAUAAAUAAUAGCGCUCCAAUUUUGUUCAAAUUAUUAUUUUUGAAGUGACAACAAAUUGAAAUAAAUCCUAAAUCCUUCUAAUCUGCCAUAACUGUGUGGUUUGUAAAUUA